Oncorhynchus keta (chum salmon) is the source of this 3022-nucleotide messenger RNA. RefSeq names its product alkaline ceramidase 3. Lineage: Eukaryota; Metazoa; Chordata; Actinopteri; Salmoniformes; Salmonidae. Bases 247 to 909 code for a protein of 220 amino acids. The record is from RefSeq and is a predicted model, not a curated record. The transcript is spliced from 8 exons. Gene Ontology annotation, cellular component: endoplasmic reticulum membrane. Gene Ontology annotation, biological process: ceramide metabolic process; phytosphingosine biosynthetic process.
UUGGUUGUAACUGAGGGGAUGGAGGGCGCCUUUCGGUCAUAAUUCGUUCGUACUAAAGAUGCUGCACUCCUUAACUCACACACACAAAAAUCAUUCCUUCCUCCCUCGCCCUGUAAGUGUAUACUCGUCAGACGUCAUGAAACGUCAUCAGAAGUGUCCACUUCAUUUGAGGGUUGAGGGGAUAGGGUGUGUCUUUUAAGUGUUUGGACUGCAGACACACAGAACUGCCCGAUCGUUUUUUCCAUCAUGGCUCCAUCCGCAGACAGGCUGGGAUACUGGGGGCGGCCAACCUCAACGCUAGAUUGGUGUGAGGAUAAUUAUGUCGUCUCUUUCUACAUCGCAGAAUUCUGGAACACUGUCAGCAACCUCAUUAUGAUCCUGCCUCCCAUCUACGGUGCCAUCCAGACGUAUAAAGACGGCCUAGAGUUCCGCUACGUCUACUCUUUUCUGGGACUGGCAGAACUAAUGUCACUAUCUGCAUUCUCUUUUUUCUCUUUUUUCCCCCAGGUGUAUUUACAAUGGAAAGAGCCAGUAUUUCACCAGGUCAUGUAUGGUGCGCUUGUAGCCUGCUUGGUGAUGCGUUCUAUCUUCAUAGUUACAUGGGUCUACCCCUGGCUCAAACCUAUGUGUUACAUCUCCCUGAGUGUCUUCCUGCUGGGGUUCCUGUUGUGGAACAUUGAUAAUCUGGCAUGUGACUCACUCAGAUCCACCAGACAGAGAUUGCCCCCUGUUGUUGGGGCGGUGACACAGUUCCAUGCCUGGUGGCACAUCCUCACAGGCCUGGGCUCCUACCUACACAUACUCUUCAGCCUCCAGAUACGGUCAAUCUACCUCAAACACAGACCAAAAGUAAAGUUUAUAUGUGGAGUGUGGCCCAUGUUGCACAUGGAGGCUCAGAAGACAAGCUGAGUGGCUGGGGACCAUGAAGGAGGGUGACUACCAUACAACAGGCAUCAGCAAUGGGACCUGACCUGCCAGUCUGCCAACUCCCCCUCUGCUGUCUCUGGGACACAUACUGUACACCCCACUACCAGAGGUCUGGCAGGUCACCCCCCAACCUACCACUCCAGGGACCCUUUUGUUUCACACUGUGUGGAUUUGCCAAGUACAGCAAUAUGAUAUUUUAGCAUAUUCACAAACCAUAAUAAUGUCAAAUGGUCAGGUUGAGCUGGCUGUAUUUUUCAUUGGUUAUGUUUAGACCUGGGAACUGGUUUAUACUACCCUAUUUUUUUUCAACAUAAAUGAGCAGGCGCUCUUAUCCAGAGAGACAUAAGCCUUCCGCAUGCUUUGGUUCGGCUGAUGUUUAGCCGAACAAGUGUUCAUAUACUCCCUUAAAAGACCUUCGCUUGAGCCCCCCGAGUGGUGCAGAGGUCUAAGGCAGUGCUAGCUGUGCCACUAGAGAUCCUGUUUCGAGUACAGGCUCUGUCACUGCUGGCCACGACCGGGAGACCCAUGGGGCGGUGCACAAUUGGCCCAGCGUUGUCUGGGUUAGGGGAGUGUUUGGCCGGCUGGGAUGUCCUUGUCCCAUCACACUCUUGCGACUCCUGUGGUGGGCCGGGCACAUGCACGCUGACACGGUUGCCAGGUGUACAGUGUUUCCUCCGACACAUUGGUGCGGCUGACUUCCGGGUUAAGUGGGCAUUGUGUCAAGAAACAGAGUGGCUUGGCUGGGUCGUGUUUCGGGAGGACACACGGCUCUCGACCUUCGCCUCUCCCGAGUCUGUAUGGGAGUUGCAGUGAUGAGACAAGACUGUAACUAUCAACUGGGGAGAAAAAGAGGUUUAAAAAAAUAAAUGCCCUUCGCUUGAAAAAAGCAGCAAUUACUACUGUUUGUCCAUAUUGAAACUCCGUAGCCAGUAAACACUUUCUCAAAAUCGUCCAAAAUUAAUGAUAACUCAAGAAAUGUUUCAUUAAUUUUUACAUUUUUUUCUGAGGAGAUCUUAGUUGCUGAACUUUACAUCUAAAAUGUUUGGUGCAGUAUUUCUCAAGUGAAAUAAUUAGCAUGAAAACGAUUCAUCUCUAGUUGAAUGACAGCAAACAUGAAGCAUUAACAAUGACAGCAUUGAAGAAUCCCUACUGUUGACCAAUCACCGACGAAGGAGCGUAAAGUUUGGUUACCGACUUUGGCUUCCAUCUAAAAAUGUUUGUGUGCACGAACAGCCCAAAAAAACCUUGCCAAAGACCAAAAUAAAAGAAACAAGUCAUAACUGUUUCGAAUGGGAAGCCUGCAGACACCGUUACAGUUAGUGCAUUCAUCUUGAGAGACCUAGGUCAGACAACCAUAUAUCACAUUCAUAGUAAGUACAUUUUUCCUCAAAGAAGUUAUCAGCAAAUGUCAGUGCUAGUAGGAAAACACAAGUGCAUAAGCAUGAAUUAAAUGUCUUAUUUAAGAUACUUUUUGAAGAGGAAGUGUUUCAAACAUUUUUGGAAAAUUGGCAGGGACUCUGCUGUCCUGACGUUAGGGGGAAGCUUGUUCCAUCAUUGGGGUGCCAGAACAGAGAAGAGUUUUGACUGGACUGAGUGGGAGCCGACACCCCGUAGGUGUGGGAGGCCCAAGACACCAGAGGUGGCAGAGGUUCCCCUCUCUAAGGGAAUCUGGUCUAGGUGAUACAGUGUGCUGGUUACAGACAGGACUGAAACAGAGACGGCAGGGAAAGGUAUAAUAAAUCAAUUAUAUUGACUACAGUAUAUAUGUUCUCUGCAACGUCUUGGUAACAUAGGAACACUCUUUGACUUCAAUGACAUUUAUUUAAUCUAUGCCAAGACUGCAGUUGCAUUAUACUUGCAAAAUGUGAAGUUGUUUAGGUAUUUUUACAUUUACAUGUCCAUGUGUUUUAUGAUUUACUUGAUUAAUAUUAAUAUUAUACAAGUUAAGGAUUGUUCCAUUUCAGUGGGAAUUUCAAGGAUACAGGGUAAUUAUUUUCAUGUGUAUGUCUUUUUAUUUGCCAACGCAAAAUAUCAUGAAGAAACUUUACCUGAAAUAAAGAUAUCUGCACAAGCCUUGGUGUUGCUGCCAAAAGGA